AUGGAAAUUAUACCUAUAGGUUAUAGGAGCCCUGAAACGAGCGCCACACACGGCUCUGAACUCUGGCUUAACUUUAACCCACAUAACAAAGUUCAAUGUAAACACAAUACGGUGGAAGUUUUCGAAGUUCCAGUUCACGGCCGCGACCGGCGCCGCCCGCCGCCCUCGCCCCACGCGGCCUACCCUGCCCCCGCCCGCCCCGCCGCACCCCUGCCCGCCCUGCGUCACCCUCGCCGCAUUACCACCCACCGUCUCCGAUUGUUACUCCAAGUGCUUUUUCUUCAAGGCAAAUAUUGCUUUCACUUGCCGCUGUCGUUACGUGAUAGUAAUGAAGGAUAUUCCAAGUUACCUCUACCGUCUACUCUACACAAUGAAAAGAUUAUU
Brenthis ino (lesser marbled fritillary) is the source of this 384-nucleotide messenger RNA. The record is from the annotation of a GenBank genome assembly. Lineage: Eukaryota; Metazoa; Arthropoda; Insecta; Lepidoptera; Nymphalidae.